Messenger RNA from Danio rerio (zebrafish), 4350 nucleotides. RefSeq names its product heterogeneous nuclear ribonucleoprotein Ub (gene hnrnpub). Gene Ontology annotation, biological process: regulation of gene expression. Gene Ontology annotation, molecular function: chromatin binding; RNA binding. The record is from RefSeq and is marked validated. Gene Ontology annotation, cellular component: nucleus; nuclear matrix; cell surface. Lineage: Eukaryota; Metazoa; Chordata; Actinopteri; Cypriniformes; Danionidae.
UGAAUUGUUUUGCCGGUGGACAGACGCAGAAUCACCGCGGCUGUGUGCAACUCACAGAAGCGAAGCGGCCGUCGGCUCCCCUGCAUUGCUAUAUUCAAACAACCGAGUCUCUCUGUUUUUAUUAGACCAUCUACGCUAAAUCGACAAGAUGAGUGAAAUCAACGUGAAAAAGCUUAAGGUGAACGAGCUGAAGGACGAGCUAAAGAAGCGGCAGCUCUCUGACAAGGGGUUGAAGGCCGAGCUCAUGGAGCGUCUGCAGGCCGCGCUCGACGCAGAGGCCCAGGCCCAAGAGGAAGAAACGACCGCGCCAGGGACUACAGAAGGUAGUAAGGUAGGAAACGAUGCCGAUGGAAACGGCGUUGCAGCCGAACAAGAAGGUACGGGUGAAGAAGAGCCGGAGGGGGAAAACAUGGAGGCCGAGGAGCAGAAUGGGGAAGGAGAUGAAGCCGCCGGUCAGGACGACGAAAUGGGAGAGGAGGAGGAGGAGGACGACGACGACGACGACGCCGGGGAGGAAAUAGACAAAGCCUUAGACGAUGAAGAUGAUGAAGAAGACGAUAUCAUUGACAAAAUCGACGUUGAAGACGGGGAUGCGGACAAAGACAGCAGUGCUGAUCAGAAGAAUAAGAAGGGUGUUAAGAGACGCCGAGAGGAUCAUGGAAGGGGCUACUUUGAAUUUAUUGAAGAAAGCAAAUACAGCCGGACCAAGUCUCCUCAGCCGCCUUUGGAGGAAGUGGAUGAAGAGUUUGAUGACACCCUGGUCUGCUUGGAUCCAUACAAUUGUGACCUUCACUUCAAAGUGUCCCGGAACCGUUACAGUGCCUCCUCUCUUACCAUGGAGAGUUUUGCUCACCUUUGGGCAGGUGGCCGUGCAUCUUAUGGUGUAAACAAGGGCAAAGUCUGCUUUGAAAUGAAGGUCACUGAGAAAACCCCAAUCAAGCAUUUAAACAGCAAAAUCAUGGACUUCCAUGAUGUCCAUAUUGGCUGGUCUCUGGCUAAUGGGUGUCUGUCACUAGGUGAGGAGGAGUUUUCUUACUCCUAUUCUGACAAAGGGAAGAAGGCUUCAAACUGUGUGACUGAAGACUACGGGGAGGGCUUUGAUGAAAAUGAUGUCAUCGGCUGCUUCAUUAAUUUCGAGGCUGAUGAAGUGGAGAUUUCCUUUUCUAAAAAUGGCAAUGACCUUGGUGUGGCUUUCAAGGUCAAUAAGGAGUCGUUGGCUGACAGAGCCCUGUUCCCCCAUGUUCUUUGUCACAACUGUACUGUUGAGUUCAAUUUUGGUCAGAACGAGACUCCGUUCUUCCCUAAGUUGGAGGACUUCACCUUUAUGCAGCAGAUUCCUCUGGAAGAGCGUAUCAGAGGACCCAAAGGACCUGUGGCCAAGAAAGACUGCGAGGUGAUUGUCAUGGUCGGCCUUCCUGGAUCUGGAAAAACUACCUGGGUAGUUAAACAUGUUGAAGAAAACCCUGGGAAGUACAACAUCCUCAGCACCAACACCGUCUUGGAGAAAUUGAUGAUUAACAGCGUAAAGAGGCAAAAUAAAGACAUAACAAAACUCAUGGCCAUUUCCCAGCGUGUUCCUUUUUACCUGGGCAAGUUGAUUGAAAUUGCUGCCCGCAAAAAAAGACACUAUAUUUUGGACCAGACGAACGUCUCUUCAGCAGCCCAAAGAAGGAAGAUGUGUCUGUUUGCUGGUUUCCAGCGCAAAGCCGUGGUGGUCUUUCCCACAGAUGAGAACUUAAAGGAGAGAGCGCAGAAGAAGGCAGAAGCGGAUGGUAAAGAUAUACCCGAGCACGCCCUACUCAAAAUGAAAGCUCUCUACACGCUUCCAGAACAAGGGGACUGCUUUUCAGAGGUCACCUAUGUUGAGCUGCAGAAGGACGAGGCCUCCAAGCUUUUGGAGAAGUACAAGGAAGAGAGUAAGAAUGCUUUGCCUCCAGAGAAGAAGCCCAACCAGGGACCCCCAACUCCCAAACGGGGAUCCCGCCGAGGAAGAGGGCAAAAGAACCAGUUCAACAGGAGUGGUGGUGGUGGUGGUGGUGGUGGUCAAGGAAACCGUGGAGGCAGGGGUGGAUUCCAGCCCCGAGGAAACUACAGAGCGUUGCUUGCACCACCUCGUGUGAGCGGAUUUGAUCGUCGCCCGCGGGGUUACAUUCUGCCACCUCCACCACCACCACCAGUCUACCGAGGUUAUCCUAGCAGAGACGGUUACAACAGAGGAGGGUCUGGUGGAAUGCAGAGUAGAGGAAUGUCUCCGCGCGGUGGACAAAUGAGGGGCAACAUGGCCAGCAGAGGUGGUGGAAUGAGCCGUGGAGGACAUGCCAACAGAGGAGGAAACAUGCACCGCGGAGGUGGACAAGGUGGUCCCAACCACAGAGGACACUACCAGCAGAAAUUCCACGGCAGAGGAGGCCACCAGCAGAAUCGUGGAGGAUAUGGCAACAAGAACAGCUCUUUUGCCCAAGCCUUCAACCAGAGCUGGCAACAAGGGUUCUGGAACCAGAAGCCAUGGAAUCAACAGUACCAUCCAGGAUAUUAUUGAAUGCACAUUUGUAUUAAAGACUCGUGGCCUGUGGUGUGCAGCCACUGAAAAAAAAAAAAAACCAUCCACUUUUAUGGUCCUUGUUUAAAAUAAUUUUUUAAAAAAGAUAGUCCAUUUUUAAAUAAGAGAAGCAAGUGGCAAACAAACAUUCCGCCUCUGAAGUAAACAGUCUACGUUCAACGGAUGUGUGAUGGCUUCACGCUCAGAUUUUUUCGUAGAAAGGUUUUCCUUCCCCUUUUAUUUUCUAUCACAGCUUUGAUUGAUAUUGUUCUAUCACUGCAUUUCUCUUGUGCGAGUGAUGCUUUGAAUUUCAGGGUUGUGCAUUUUUAUUCUGUAAAAUGUCAUUUUUUUACACAAUGUAAAUUAUUAUUUUAUUAUUUGUCAAGAUUUUUUUGUGAAAGACUUGUGUUCUAGUGUGAAAGAAUCCAUAUAUAGUCUUUUUGAGGCUUUUGUCAUUAAUCAUUAAUGCAGCAACUUCAUGUUUAGUGCAGGAGUGAAAAUAUUGUUCUCGAUUUUUACUUUUUACUGUUUGUUUAAGCCCAGACUGUAACGGUUACUUCAUAGGUUUGCAAUAAAUGACGUGCUUGCUUUUCUAUGACCUUUCAUUAUGGCUUUUGACUGAUACCUUGAACAUUUGAUUUCAAACAGCCUUUGAAUGUCAAUUGGUUUAUUCUCAGACUGUCCUUUUUUUAAUGGUCUUUCUGUCUUAAAUUUAAAAUGGUUUUAGUUGAUGUGUGGCUAUUUUCUUAAUGCAUUGCUUUUUUCACAAGUAAUUUUAUGCCUUUUUAAAUCUUAAGUACGAUGAAACGUGUGUAUUCAUUAAGCAUUUGAUUGUGCUUACUGCAUUACAUAAGUCAACUCAUAUCCAGUAACUUCAUAAAAAUUGUGCACUAAGCUCAUCAGCUCAUUUUGUGGCGAUACAUUAUAAAAUAUCCUUGCAAAACCUUUAUCCCAAGCUAAUCGUGUUAUUUUUAUCUGUAACCACUAUAUUGAUCUGUUUAAUAAUGCAACUAAUCUAUUUCCAGGGCACAUAAUAUGCAUUAGACUAUAUUUAGACUCGUUUGUUCCUGGAUCCUUUUUCUUUUGCAUUAAUUUGUCAAAUAGGGAUUGAAUAUUGAUAAAUCAUCAUCUAAUAGCCACCACAUAAACAAGUUUUGUGAAAUGCUUCAAUGUUACAUGGAGUUAAGGUUAUCAUAUCAAAAUUUCUGGAUUAAAUCAUUUAAGGGAUUUUAAUUAUAACCUGCAUUUUGAUACUCGUUAUUCUGGCCACAAUAAUAUCACAUCUACAUCCGUCCUGAUUUUCAUGAAGACUAGCCCUUGAUGUUUUGAAUUGAUAUAUUUCUUAUCGAGUGCCAAAUGGCCAAAGAAAAAGGGCAGCUAUUUUUAACUUAAAAUUGGUGUAAUUUAUCCUGAUGUAAUAAGUUUAAGUGGAAUAUUUCGUUUGACUAUAGCAGUAAUUUAUUUUGGGGAAUGUUUUCUUCUCUAAUACUUUUGAAUUAAAUAUUGACCCCGUCCUUAAAUAAAACAAGUGAUUUUUUUUCUAACUGAAUGUCAUGGCAUGAGAGAUUUUGUGAUGAUAGUGUUUUACUACAGAGACCUUGCUUGUGCAAAAUGUGCUAUUUUGAGGAUGGACGUUUCUUUUCUAAAUUGUACUAAAAUGUGGCAUUGUGUUAUCGGGAGACUGCAGUCGGUAUGUAUUUUGGGGUCGAGUUCGUUUUUCAACGAGAUGAAUGUUAAAUUGUUACAUAAUGUAAGGAAAUGUGUCAUUAAAUGAUGUAAUACACCUCUGAGGUGAAUUUGUUUUAUUUUUA